Messenger RNA from Plectropomus leopardus (leopard coralgrouper), 999 nucleotides. The record is from RefSeq and is a predicted model, not a curated record. NCBI's taxonomy places the organism in Eukaryota, Metazoa, Chordata, Actinopteri, Perciformes, Serranidae.
AUGGACAAAAGACCAAAGAAACCAUCAGAUGUCCAGUUCAGAAAGAAAGGGAAAGAAGAAGAGGAGAAACGCUCAAAAGAUAAAAGGUAUGCAGGUCGAGUGACGUUAAUUCCGCCAUGGUUCCGUCCGUUGUUUCGAGCGAAACAAACCGGAGCACUUUGUGUUCACAAAGUUCAGGUGGAGCUUCGCAACAAACAAACCAAUGAGUACUGCAUCCAGAACUACUUCAGGUGUUCCGGGAACUGCGGCACCCAAACCACAAGCAGCAUUACGACCGUUUCUCAAAACUCUUACGGCUACACCUGGUGCCAUCGUGAGGUGGUGUGGCAGGGGGAAAUCCACGGCAACCAGCCCUUUGACAUCAGAUAUCCGACCAACUUCCUGUGGCACAAUGGUGAGGGAUACUGGGCAUCAAACACUCAUUCCUUCCGCACCGGCUGGAGUCUGGGGGCUCAUUUUGACCUGGGGACCCGAUCUGAUACUGGUGAAUCUAACCGAUCUCCCACCAUAACCAGCACUCCUCCUCUCCGAAUAACGCAGAACUGUCCGAGGAGAUACAGCCUGCCGGCGUUUGAUCAUGACGGUGACGCAGUCAGGUGCAGGUUUGGAACAUCCCGGGAAUCUGAUGUUUGUGGUUUAUGUUACCAACCUGAGGGCUUCACCUUAGACCAGGACUCCUGCACCCUGUCGUACACUUACACUCGCAGCCUCGGAAACAGUGCCUUCGAGCUCAUAGUGGAGGACUUCCCCAGAGAGCGCAUCACGCUCUCCUACUCAGAUGGAUCCUACACGCUCAAACGUCCCUCAGUGGGUGGAAGGCACAGACGUGACGUCACAACCGAUACCACUCUGUCCCCGUUCCCCUUCAAUUCAGCUCCAACUAGCUGCAACAACUACCGAUGCAACAACAGCAACAACCAGAGCUGCAACAACCACAACUGCAACAACCAGAGCUGCAACAACCACAACUGCAACAACCAGAGCUGCAACAACUACUGA